This is a messenger RNA of Symbiodinium necroappetens, 1131 nucleotides long. The record is from the annotation of a GenBank genome assembly. NCBI's taxonomy places the organism in Eukaryota, Dinophyceae, Suessiales, Symbiodiniaceae.
AUGACUGAUGAGCCCUAUGAUUUGCUUGCUGAUUGGGAAGAGAUGCGUCAGCGGCAUGCGCAGGAAUGUUUCGCCUUCGUUCGCAUUCAUCAGGAGCGUUGUUUGAAGAUGUACGAUGAAGAGGUUUCUUGUGAAGCUCUUCAGCGCAAACUUGGGGACAAGGUUGUCGCGUGGUUGGCUCAGCAUGGUUACAACGACGCUGGGAUCGUGGAAAGCAUGGUGCACAAAUCCAAGCAGUUCGUUGAUAGUUUGGUUCGUUUGGAACGUCCCAAAGUUCAGAAUCGCAUUGACAAGGACAAGGAGUUGAAACAAAAACGCGACCAAGCCUUGUUGGAUGCCACGUGUAAGUGGGAGAGUUUGGAUGUGAAGGAUGUGCUUUCCCCUGCUCUGCUCGAGUUAGCAAGACAACGUCGAGUUACAGGAGAAACAUCGCAUCAAGAUUACUUCAAGUGCAGUGCGGUUGCCAACUCCGAAGCGAAAGCCCAAGCCGUCACCGCGGCGGGGACGUGCGACGGACAGAUCUCCCUCGAGGCUUCGUCCUACGUCUAUUCUCAAGGGGAGCCGUUCACCUUCCAAGUCGCGCGCCACAUUCCAAGUCAUCAGAAAUGUACAUUCAUUAUCCGAGCGCUGGAGCUCGUAAUGGAUGCUUGCGUGGUGUCGUUCAAUGGGAAGGUUUACGAAUCACAAGAUGGUGUUGCCACUGGUUUGGGUGUUGCAGGUCAAGUCGCUAACAUCUACCUUUCAAGCCUCGAUAACUUCUUGAUGCAAUCUUGUGACAAUUGCUUGCAGUUCUUGCGGCGGUACAUUGAUGACCUCCUUCUUUUGUGGAGUGGUUCCGCGCUGGAAUUAUCUGCCAUUGCAAACAGCUGGCAUCCUUCAUUGAAGUUUGACUUGUCAGGUGAUGGAAAUGUUCAUUUUCUUGACGUGGCCUUGCACAUUGAGCAAAACAAGAAUUCUUCCGCCGUUGAUGUGAAACGCAGUUUGGCUGCUUUCAAGUUGCGUCUGCGGGAUCGUGGGUUCAGCAUUGCGGCCUUCGAGCGCAUCGUCAAGCGGUAUCAAGACAGGAUUGCAGCGAAGCAGCGUGACAGAAACAUGGUCCGUCAAGUUUUCUUGAAGGUUCCUUUCAACAAG